Messenger RNA from Apiotrichum porosum, 1113 nucleotides. RefSeq lists its product as uncharacterized. The record is from RefSeq and is a predicted model, not a curated record. NCBI's taxonomy places the organism in Eukaryota, Fungi, Basidiomycota, Tremellomycetes, Trichosporonales, Trichosporonaceae. The coding region runs from base 1 to 1113 and encodes 370 amino acids. The transcript has a single exon.
AUGCCCUCGUCACCAACAAUAGACCACGCAUUCUACCCACACCUCAUCGACCUCGUUCUUGACCAUCUCUCAGACUCGGAACCCACCCUCCUGGUAUUACGCACGCUAUGCCGGUCGUUCAAGGACAAGGCCGACAGCAUGUUGGCGCGACACGUCGUCGUCUCGUCCAACCCGGACCGCACGCUGCGGUUGGCGACACGCGCCGGCGGGCGGAUACCGUGCACGAUGCUGUGCGUGUACGACGGCAAGUACGGGGACGACCGGGACGACAUGAGCGCGGCGGAGAGGGCGGCGUAUGCGCGGUUCGGCGCACUGUUCUCCUGCGCACACGUCGUGGACAUUGUCGGGUGGUGUCGCCUCCCGCGGUCGUUGCAGUGGACGUACAGGCCACAGCGGGCGGGCCAGGUCGUUCGCCAGCUGCCCACGCCGCACAGCCGCUUGGCCUCGCUGGGCGGGAAGCGGGAUACAUUCUCCAUCCCGAUCUACGGCGACCUGGUAGGCCCGACGAUCGUGUGGACCGUCGACCUUGUGCAGCAGUAUCGCCGCGCCUGGAGUGGCGUCGUACACCGGGCGACGGGCAAAGUCGUGCUCAACAUGGUAUUCCGCGCUGGGGUCGCAGCGGGCACGCCCAUGGCCAUCACUUGGCCCAAAUCCAAGGUCCUGACACCCCUCGACGUCGUCGUCAUCUUCACGGACACAAAGAACGAGACAGGCGCUCCGGAACACCCCACUCGCGACCACGUUGUGGCUCCCAAACGCGGUGGGAUUCUGCACUUUCUCAGUCGCCUCGACCCGCCCUUUGACCUCACGCUCGUCGACUUGGGCGCCAUCCACCCUUGCAGCCUCGGACUCGCGCCGGAGGGGGGAGCAGCCGUGGCCACCGCCGCCGCGGCUGCCGACAACACGCUCGCCGCCCUCCGCGAGUGGAUGGCCGAGUGCAUCACCAAGCGCAAUGGCGCUGACGGGAGCAGGCGACGGAGAGGGAGGGAGCCUUGGAGUGUGUGUGCUGUGUCAAGGGACGAGUAUCGGGAGCAAGUGGGCGAGGAACAGUAUGCGCUUGAGACGGAGCAGCACACAGUGUGGGUAGGCCCACGGGGCACACCCACAACAUGA